Ceutorhynchus assimilis (cabbage seed weevil) is the source of this 2716-nucleotide messenger RNA. The record is from the annotation of a GenBank genome assembly. NCBI's taxonomy places the organism in Eukaryota, Metazoa, Arthropoda, Insecta, Coleoptera, Curculionidae.
CGGUUUGGCAAGAACCACCAAAAUAUAUCUUGGAACAAAAAAAGGAACCAGUCAAACCUUGGAUAAUCCAAUUCAAUUAUGUUCAAAUGUAUUGUAAAACCGUAUCGGAGAAAUUCGCAACAGAUUAUAACACUUUUACUUUCGAUUUGAGCGUACGUGUGCAGGCGUCAGGUGCCAAGGCUUAUUCUAAUGGAAGGGUUACAAAAUUGAUUGAGAAAACUUUGAUUAUGGUCUCAGCUAAAUUAUAGUCCAUUGUGGUUCUUUGACACAGCGAGAACCAUCGUGUGAUUAUGGUUUGGAUACCGCCGGAUUUAUCGGAGGCAUGUGCCGUCCACACAACGAUAACGACAUGUCAAGCUUCGACCUUUAUAUUUUUACAAUUAGUGGCUCAAUUGUUCGGUUACUCAAAAGACGAGAAAUCGCCUCGUCAAAGUUUUGGGACUGGUUUUGAGUAUUCGUACGGAGGCGGUUUAAGUGAGGAUUUCAAUAGCUACUCUUCGGGUAACGUUGAUAACGAAAAACCGCAAGAGUAUGACUUUAUUGUUGUUGGUGCUGGUAGUGCUGGAUGUGUGGUAGCUAAUAGGCUGACAGAGAUACCAGAAUGGAAGGUGUUACUCCUUGAAGCAGGAGUAGAAGAACCAGAAGUCGCCGACGUUCCUGCUUUUGCACCGACCAUCCUCCGAUCGAACAUCGAUUGGGGUUACAGUACACAACCUUCCGCUCACAGUUGCCUGGCAAGAAGUAACGGACAAUGUCGAUGGUACAGAGGCAAAGUUAUGGGCGGUUCGUCCACGCUUAACUACCUUAUCUACAUCAGAGGCCAUCCACGCGAUUAUGACGAAUGGGAAGAAAUGGGUAACCCAGGCUGGUCAUACAAGGACGUAUUGCCAUAUUUCAUCAAAUCGGAGAAAAACAGAAAUCCUGAAAAAGUCGAUACGCAUUACCACGGGUUCGAUGGCUAUCAGCCAGUUGAAUAUUUCCCAUAUCAAGAUACAAACACAUUGGCUUUAGUCGACGCCUAUGAAGAAUUGGGCCUUCCUAAUAUUGAUCAGAAUACCGAAAAACUUAUCGGAACUAUGUUAUUGCAACAUACAACUAAGGAUGGUAAGCGUGCAAGUACCAACGUAGCAUUUAUAAGACCUAUAAGGAGAAAACGACCCAAUCUCACUGUGCAAUCUCAGACACAUGUGUACAGAAUACUCAUCGACCCAAACACGAAACAUGCCUAUGGAGUUGAGUAUUCAAAAAAUAAUAAACUGCACAGAGCUAUUGCAAGAAAAGAAGUGAUUUUAUCAGCUGGAACCAUAAACUCUCCAAUACUUCUAAUGUUAAGUGGAGUUGGGCCUAGCGACCAUCUUCGACAACACGGUAUUCAAGUAUUAAAGGAUUUGCCUGUCGGUUAUAACUUACAAGAUCACGCUACAAUUGAUGGAGUAGUAAUUGCUCUAUCAAAUUAUUCAGCAACUACAGCCACUGAUCAACAAAUACAGCAAGAUAUGUAUUUUUACAAGGAAACUCAUCGAGGACCUUUAUCAUCUACAGGCCCGCUACAAGCAAAUGCUUUUGUACAAACCAAAUAUGAAAACGAGCCCGGAAGACCAGAUAUUCAGUAUUCAAUUGAUGCUACUAAUGUGGAAAAUUUCUUUACUGAUCCUAUAUUAACAGCUGAAACUGCGGUGUUGCCACUUGCCUAUUACAAUGGCCUUAUGGUAAGGCCUAUUUUACUGAACCCAGAAAGUCGAGGAGUGAUUCAAUUAAAUGAUACUGAUCCCUAUAACGGGACUCCUUUGAUACAUGCUAAUACUUUCUAUAAGGAAAUUGAUUUGCUAAGAAUUGUAGAGGGUGUUAAACAAUCUUUGAAUUUAUUAAGAACAAAAACUUUACAACAAUUGGGUGCGGCAUUAGUCACAACCCCAUUGCCAGCUUGUGAGCACGUCAAAUUCGGCAGCGAUGAAUACUGGGCAUGUAUUGCUCAAGCAUAUACUACGACCAUUUUCCAUCCGGUAGGCACUUGCAAGAUGGGGCCUAAAAAUGAUCGCGAAGCAGUCGUUUCACCGGAACUUAAAGUGCACGGUAUUUCAAAUUUAAGAGUGAUCGAUGCUUCGAUAAUGCCAAAAAUUGUAAGAGGUAAUACUAAUGCCCCUACAAUUAUGAUUGCCGAAAUGGGUAGUGAUAUGAUAAAGAAACAUUGGUUGAAGAAGCAUCAUGAUGUUAGUAGUGAGUUCAAUAAUAAUGUGAAUUUUGAAAACUUUUUUGAUAAAUGAACUGAUUAGUUACCAAUUAAGAAAUGUUGUAUAAAUUUACCGCAAGUGCUUAGAAAACAGACAGACAUACAUCAGGCACUUCUACAAAACAAUGUUAUUUUGAUUAUUGUAAAUGAAAAAAAUAUACAGUAGUGUCGCGAUGGCAAUAAGGAUUUUGGAAUACUGCUUCGCUCAGAAGCAGAUUUUGAUUGAUUUUGUUUUUUCCAAUUUAAAAGCUUCUAUUCACAAUGUCCUUAGAAUUUGAUAAUUUAGGUAAGUCUGUAUUUACUUGAUCCAGAUCGUCGCGGCACUACUGUACAACGUAUUUAUUCACUGGUCUACACCAUUUAUGUUAUGUAGUUUAACUAGACAAUUGAUAAAUUUAUUUUUAUUAUAGAAAAUGUUUUUUUUUUUUAGAUUUAUUAUUUACUAAAUCAUUUUUUUUCUGUGAAAAUUAAAUCAGACUCUCCCUA